GGACAGUGCUAGCUGAUUCAUCACAAUCAACCGCGACGCAUCUGAUAACGAUCCGACGUUGAAAUAGACCGUUUACAGCGAAAAUUCCACCCCCACCCUAUUUCAACCGAAGAAGACAUCGUAAUCAAGGUGGCACCGGUUGAAAAAUUAGGCUCUAGUAGCCACCAAACUGCCAAGAUGCUCGUGCCGCCGGAUAUGUUGGCCGCCCAGUCCAAGAUGGUCUAUCAGUUAAAUAAAUACUACACAGAAAAAGUGCAAACGAGAAAGUUACAGACUUCUAAAACGAUACAAGAAGUGUGUCGGGUUGUCCAGGACGUGCUAAAAGAAGUUGAGGUUCAGGAGCCGAGGUUUAUAUCAUCCCUAACUGACUACAAUGGACGAUUCGAUGGUUUGGAAGUGAUUUCACCGCAAGAGUUCGAAGUGGUUAUAUAUCUGAACCAAAUGGGAGUGCUGAACUUCGUCGAUGACGGUACUCUACCCGGUUGUGCCGUGUUGAAACUCAGCGAUGGAAGAAAAAGGUCCAUGUCCUUAUGGGUAGAAUUUAUUACAGCUUCCGGUUACCUAUCAGCAAGAAAGAUGCGGUCCCGAUUCCAAACUCUAGUAGCUCAAGCCUGUGACAAAUGUUCGUACAGAGACAGUGUUAAAAUGAUCGCAGAUACCACCGAAGUGAAGUUACGAAUACGUGAAAGAUACAUAGUACAAAUAACGCCAGCAUUUAAGUGUGCGGGGCUUUGGCCUAGAAGCGCGGCACAUUGGCCUCUACCUCAAAUUCCCUGGCCGCACCCCAAUAUCGUCGUAGAAGUAAAAACCGAAGGUUUUGAUCUACUUUCAAAAGAGUGUAUAGCGUUGCAAGGUAAACAAUCAGCAAUGGAGGGCGACGCUUGGGUGUUAUCGUUCUUUGAAGCAGAAAAUCGACUUCUACAAGGAGGCUGCCGUAAAAGAUGUCUAAGUAUUCUUAAAACUCUUAGGGAUCGGCACUUAGAUUUACCCGGAAACCCAGUAACUGGUUAUCACAUGAAAACAUUGUUGCUCUACGAGUGCGAGAAACAUCCUAGGGAAUCCGAAUGGGACGAAUCCUGUAUAGCUGACAGAAUCAACGGCAUUUUCCUCCAAUUAAUCUCCUGUUUACAGUGCAAACGGUGUCCUCACUAUUUCCUCCCUAACUUAGAUCUAUUCAAAGGAAAAUCACCAAGUGCUUUAGAAAACGCUUCGAAACAAGUGUGGCGAUUGACAAGGGAAAUGUUAACAAACUCGAGGUGUUUUGAAAAGUUGUAGUUGUUUUUACUGUAAGUAUUUUUUAAAUAAAAUUUCAAUCUUAAAUUUAUAUACAACAAAUGCCGAUUUAAAUUUAUCUUGAAAACAAUGUCAAUUUUCAAGUUGUAAAUUUCCGUCAAACAAAUUUAAAGAUAGAUAAUAAGGAAGACACAACAGAAAAUAAAAUUUAUUAAAUAUUGACAAAAUUUAUUAAAAAGCAAUCAAAUUAACUAAUUUAAAAAUUAACUAAUUAA
Diabrotica balteata is the source of this 1508-nucleotide messenger RNA. NCBI's taxonomy places the organism in Eukaryota, Metazoa, Arthropoda, Insecta, Coleoptera, Chrysomelidae. The record is from the annotation of a GenBank genome assembly.